This is a messenger RNA of Lathyrus sativus (Indian pea), 1020 nucleotides long. Lineage: Eukaryota; Viridiplantae; Streptophyta; Magnoliopsida; Fabales; Fabaceae. The record is from the annotation of a GenBank genome assembly.
AUGAAGCUAACAGAGUCAUCGGAGAGCAAUGCUGAUGCUGGAAAUGAUUUUCCCCUAAAAUCCGAUGAUCAUGAAUCAGUUCCAGUUGAGGUUCAGGAUCAUGUAAAAGAGCUUCAUGAUGCUGGCACUGCGGGUUCUUUGAAGGAAGGUGAGAUUCAAGAAGAAAAAACUUUGGGUGUGUGUUCAAAAAAUGUAGGAGAAUUAGCUGAGAAUGGUUUAAAGGAAGGUGAAAUUCCAGAUGAAAAAACAUUGGGCGUCAGUUCUGAAAAUAGAACAGACUUAGUUGAGGUAACUCCCGAAUCUGUGGUUUCUGAUGCUAAAUGGGUUCCCAAUGGUGGAUUAUCUUCAAAGACUUCAGAAUGGCCUUCCUUCAAUUCUAAUCCAUAUUCUUACCCUUAUUCUCCCGUGGGGAACGAAGAAGCAAUUGUUGCAGUUUUGCAUUUGCAGCACAACGCAAUUGAUGUUUGUCAAAAGUUCUUAGCUCCUGAGGAUGGUUCUGACAGUGAUGAGGAUGUAGUUAAAGAUGAGGAUGAGGAUGAAAGUGAAGAUGAGUUGGUAGAAAAUUGUGAUGAAGAAUCUGAACAUUAUAAGUUCUUUGAAAAGGUGUUUGCUGAAGAUGCUGGCUUGAAGAAAUAUUACGAGGACAAUAGUAAAAAAGGAGACUUUUAUUGUUUGGUUUGUGGUGGUAUUAAGAAGAAAAUGUGGAAGAGGUUUAAGGACUGUGUUGCACUGAUUCAGCAUUCAACUACUGUACUAAGGACGAAAAGGAAGCGAGCUCACCGGGCUUAUGCACAAGUUGUCUGUAAAGUUGUUGGUUGGGACAUGAAUCAGAUAUCAGCAAUUAUGUUGAAGGAUUUGGAUUCCUCCUUAGCAGCUUCAAAGAAGCUUUUGGCUGAACCUGAAAAACCAGUUCCUGUGAGUGGUGUUGAUGAUCAAAAUUCUGAACCUGAAAAACCUGCUGCUGUGAAUGGUGCUGAUGAUCAAAGUGGUAAAGUUGUUAAUUCUGUUGAUGACAAUUAG